UGUGACGGGAAAUCUUGAAAACUUUUUGGUUUUCAGGGUAAACUAAACAAGGCCUUAGUCGUGAUGCAGCAGAUGCACGCUGAGCUGCAGAGGCCCUCUGCAUCUCUGCCUCUCCGUCGUCUGAUCCCCCGGUCUUGACUUGGCCAUGUGUUCAAUGCUGAUCCCCAUCAGCCACCUCGCUUUACAAGCAACAUCGGCACCUAAUCGCUCGUGCUUAAGCUUAACCACAAAUCGCCUUGUGCUCGUGCGAUCUCGUCGCGGCAUAUAAAAGUGCAAUAGCCCCCACAUAUCUUUCCGCGCUAAUAAGCCCGGUCUUUAGCUAGCUAGGACUAACACUAGUACUACUAUCAUCCUCCUCCGCGCGGUUGCUACAGUCAGCUUCGCUUUCCUCCAGCCCAUCCAUCCAUAGCGAUUGACCUCAGCUCAUCAAGCCCUGAGCUGAGCCGCCUCAAUCCCGUCGAGAGCGCGAUCGCCGCUCAGGGGAAAAAAAGCAACAAGCAGAGAGAGAGAGUGGGCAAGAUGAAGGUGCAGUGCGACGUGUGCGCGGCCGAGGCGGCGUCGGUGUUCUGCUGCGCCGACGAGGCCGCGCUGUGCGACGCGUGCGACCGCCGCGUGCACCGCGCCAACAAGCUCGCCGGCAAGCACCGCCGCUUCUCGCUGCUCAACCCGGCGCCGCCGUCCUCGUCGGGGUCGGGGUCGCCGGCGCAGCAGCAGGCACAGCCUCCGCUCUGCGACAUCUGCCAGGAGAAGCGGGGGCUCCUGUUCUGCAAGGAGGACCGCGCCAUCCUGUGCCGCGACUGCGACGUGUCGGUGCACACGGCCAGCGAGCUGACGAUGCGCCACACCCGGUUCCUGCUCACGGGCGUGCGCCUCUCCGCCGAGCCCGCCGCGUGCCCGGCGCCGCCGCCGCCGCCGUCGGGGUCGGAGGACGAGAACAGCAGCGGCAGCGGCAGCUUCUGCUGCAGCGCAGGCGGCGACGCGUCCGCCGCCCCUCCUCCGUCGUCGGCGGCGCCCGCCACCAGCCACGGGAGCGGGAGCGAUAACGGCAGCAGCAUCUCCGAGUACCUCAUCAAGACGCUGCCCGGGUGGCACGUCGAGGACUUCCUCGUGGACGAGGCCGCCGCCGGCGCCGCGACAAACAUCGCCGGCGUCUCCGCAGACGCGUCGUAUCAGGGAGGGCUAGCUCGGAUCGGCGGCCUGCAGGACGGCUACGGCUACUCGGCGUGGAUGGCGCCGGAGCAGCUCUUCUACGAGGACUCGUCCGCCGCCGGCGGCGCGCGGGGCAUCAGGGAGCAGUGGGUGCCGCAGAUGGCGAUGUACAGCAGCAGCACGGGGCUGUCCGUGGCCGGCGCCGGCAGCAAGAGAUCCCGAGCCACGUCGGCGGCAUCCUCGUAUUCCUACUGGUGAUUGGUGAACAACUCAACGGGGAAGACGACCGUGACAGAGUCGCCGAUGAUCGAGCCGCCGCCUGUUGUAUUAUUAUUAAUUAUGCCUCGGCUGGUGCAUUAUUACUGCUACCGCUACGCUACUUGUUGACUACUGUAACUGAGGUUGUUUCGAUCGUGCUCAAUUGCCAGCAGUGCAAUUUUUUUUUUUCGCUCCUGGGCGUCCUCGUUCACGUGGAGUGAUGAUGAUCAGUGUAUGCUUGGGAGCGUUAAUUUGGGCUUUUUUUUUAGGGGCGCUAGAGAAUGAAUGUACCUCAGUGCCUUUGUACUAUCUUUUUGCUCGUUGCAACUUCAGAGCCUACUGUAUAAUCUAUCGCUGUCUAUCA
Messenger RNA from Sorghum bicolor (sorghum), 1771 nucleotides. Its product is annotated as B-box zinc finger protein 20. Gene Ontology annotation, cellular component: nucleus. Gene Ontology annotation, biological process: photomorphogenesis; regulation of DNA-templated transcription. The transcript has 3 exons. The record is from RefSeq and is a predicted model, not a curated record. Lineage: Eukaryota; Viridiplantae; Streptophyta; Magnoliopsida; Poales; Poaceae. Bases 520 to 1407 code for a protein of 295 amino acids. Gene Ontology annotation, molecular function: zinc ion binding.